Molecule: messenger RNA, 654 nt
Organism: Rasamsonia emersonii CBS 393.64
Lineage: Eukaryota; Fungi; Ascomycota; Eurotiomycetes; Eurotiales; Trichocomaceae
Exons: 2
Coding region: 1-654 (217 amino acids)
Source: RefSeq, a predicted model, not a curated record
AUGCGCUCUCCCGCUGGAUUAGCUGGCCCGCUGAUGGCCAUGCUUCUUGUGAUUUUGUCUUUUCUAUCGACCCCCGUGCCGGCCCCCCUUACGACCUUAAAGCUUCCGCCCGCUGUCAAACGGGAUUCUCUCGAUACAGGCGGAUUAACUCCCGCCAAGGUCGUGCAGCUAUUCGACAGUGGCGUGGUACUCGACGUCGCAGAAGGACAGACACAGGUGCUGGUCGUGAACGGCACGGGGGCGCAGUACAUCGGGUCUCGUCAACUGGACGGCUGCACCAUCGUGGUCAUUGCGGGCGGCAAGGCGGGCAUUGUCGGGCACUACGAACCGCAAACACAAGGAUCGGGAGAUGUGAAGGCUCCAGGACUACUCGAUGCGAUCAAUGCUCACAAAGAUGACUUGCAGGGUGGGACGGGGUUUGUUGUUGCGGGCACUCACAAUGGGACAGUCGACUACAAAUGGCAGCAGGACCAGCUGGCCGCUCUGAUCAAAAACCAGUUGGGUAUUGACGUCAAAGAGCCGACCUACAGGAUGGCUGCAGAUUGGGAGGGCAAAAAUGCGGUAGAUGGGCCGGCGUCGGUGUUGCUCGAGUAUCCUGCCGGCGGUGGUUCGCCGAUGUUCUAUGUGGAGGGUGGCAACAAUCACGUGCAGUAA